AUGUCGAGGAAGUAUCCCGUGCACUACAAGAUCGCACUCAUCAUCAACUACCUGGGACACUGCAUCUCUGUGGGAGCGCUGGUGGUGGCCUUUGUCCUCUUUCUGUGCUUAAGGAGCAUUCGCUGUCUCCGGAACAUCAUCCACUGGAACCUCAUCGCUACGUUCAUUCUCAGAAACAUUAUGUGGUUUUUACUGCAGUUCAUCGACCACAACGUCCACGAGAGCAACGAGCCCUGGUGUCGGCUCAUCACCACCAUCUACAACUACUUUGUGGUGACCAACUUCUUCUGGAUGUUUGUGGAGGGCUGUUAUCUGCACACGGCCAUCGUCAUGACCUACUCCACAGACAAGCUCCGGAAGUGGGUUUUCCUCUUCAUCGGCUGGUGUAUUCCAUUCCCUAUAAUCGUGGCCUGGGCCAUCGGGAAACUCUACAAUGAAAACGAACAGUGCUGGUUUGGAAAAGAACCUGGGAAAUACAUGGACUAUAUUUACCAGGGACCAGUCAUCCUAGUGCUUUUGAUAAACUUUGUGUUUCUCUUCAACAUCGUGAGGAUCCUCAUGACCAAACUGAGAGCCUCCACCACCUCAGAAACCAUACAGUACAGGAAAGCGGUGAAGGCCACGCUGGUGCUGCUGCCUCUCCUGGGCAUCACCUACAUGCUGUUCUUCGUCAAUCCGGGGGAGGACGACAUAUCUCAGAUCGUCUUCAUCUACUUCAACUCCUUCCUCCAGUCUUUUCAGGGUUUCUUCGUCUCGGUUUUUUACUGCUUUCUAAAUGGAGAGGUGCGGUCUGCGGUGCGGAAGCGCUGGCAUCGGUGGCAGGAUAACCACGCUUUGAGAGUGCGUGUGGCGAGGGCCAUGUCCAUCCCUACCUCCCCCACUCGCAUCAGCUUCCACAGCAUCAAACAGACCACGGCCGUCUGA
This is a messenger RNA of Knipowitschia caucasica, 924 nucleotides long. The record is from the annotation of a GenBank genome assembly. NCBI's taxonomy places the organism in Eukaryota, Metazoa, Chordata, Actinopteri, Gobiiformes, Gobiidae.